This is a messenger RNA of Salvia splendens (bonfire salvia), 543 nucleotides long. RefSeq names its product serine/threonine-protein phosphatase 7 long form homolog. Gene Ontology annotation, biological process: meristem maintenance; meristem development. Bases 10 to 492 code for a protein of 160 amino acids. The record is from RefSeq and is a predicted model, not a curated record. The transcript is spliced from 2 exons. NCBI's taxonomy places the organism in Eukaryota, Viridiplantae, Streptophyta, Magnoliopsida, Lamiales, Lamiaceae.
GGUUUGCUGAUGACCGCACUGAUCAACCAGACAAGGAUGCCUCUGGGUGAUGACCUACCUAUGUACGUAUACAUCCAAAGGGCACGUAUCCAUGCCCUAAUUUUAUUAGGAGGUCUCAUUCUACCGGACACCACGGGGUGUAAGGUGCCAUUUAUGUGGUUGAAUGGGCUUGGGGAUCCAGAAGAGGUGAAGAAUAUUAGUUGGGGAAGUGCGGCAUUGGCCUACCUUUAUCAUUAUCUGUGCGAGGCUUCCAUGGAUAAGAGAAAAGAGUUGGGCGGGCCUAUGAUGCUUCUGCAGCUAUGGGCGUGGGAAAGAAUGCCCACAUUGAGGCCUGCGUUCAUUGGACCAGUUGUGCACGAGCCAUAUACACCAUGUGGCGCCAGGUGGAAAGGAACAACGCAGAUAGGAAAUGCUCCUAGACACUCGGUUGAGCAUUAUCGUGACCAACUAUCUCUGAUUAGACCUGGCCAGGUGAGUAUUAUUUCGGUUUAGACUUCAUUUAAGAACUUAUUACGGAAUUAUUCAGUGGCAUUUGCAUUGCUG